Molecule: messenger RNA, 2346 nt
Organism: Puma concolor (puma)
Lineage: Eukaryota; Metazoa; Chordata; Mammalia; Carnivora; Felidae
Gene: PNPLA8
Product: patatin like domain 8, phospholipase A2
Biological process (GO): arachidonate metabolic process
Cellular component (GO): membrane
Source: RefSeq, a predicted model, not a curated record
AUGUCUAUUAAUUUGACUACAGAUAUAUAUUAUAUUUACCUCCUUAGUAAUGCAAGAAGUCUUUGUGGGAAGCAGAGAAGCAAGCAACUGCAUUUCUUGUGCUCACCUAAACAUUACUGGAGGAUAAGCCACGUCAGUCUACAAAGAGGUUUUCAUACAAGCAAAAUAAGAUGUAAAUGGACCAAAAGUGAAGCACAUUCUUGCAGCAAGCACUGUUCCUCUCCAAGCCACCAUGGUUUACACAUUGGGAUUUUGAAACUUAGCACUUCUGCCCCCAAGGGACUAACAAAAGUGAGCAUUCGUAUGUCCCGUAUUAAAAGUACUUUGAACUCUGUUUCAAAGGCUGUUUUUGGCACUCAGAAUGAAAUGAUCUCACGUUUAGCUCAAUUUAAGCCAAGUUCUCGAAUAUUAAGAAAAGUAUCGGAUGGUGGCUGGUUAAAACAGAAAAACAUUAAACAAGCCAUCAAAUCUCUGAAAAAGUAUAGCAACAAAUCAGAAGAUACUUCUUUUUCGGAAAAGGAAAGUCGUGUUCUAGAUGAAGAUCUAGGUAAACAAAGCCUGUUUCGUUACACGCGUAGUAUAACCACAAAAUUUGGAGAGUCGUUCUACUUUUUAUCAAGUCAUAUUAAUUCAUACUUCAAACGUGAGGAAAGAAUGCCUCAAAAAAAAGAAAGUAAACAUUUCCAGGACAAAUCGGAACUUGAAGAUACAAAGGUUGAAGAAGGGAAAUCUAGCUCUCCAGAUCCUGGCUCCCUGAGGGAUAAGCUAGAUUCAGAAUCUUCCUUAUGUUCUGAGGACAAGCCUGCAAGUCCCGGUGGCACACCCGAGGCACUUCCAGUUUCUACUAAACAAAGUAUUGCUAACUUUCUUUCUCGUCCCACUGAAGGUGUACAAGCUUUAGUAGGUGGUUAUAUUGGUGGACUUGUCCCCAAAUUGAAGUAUGAUUCGAAGAGUCAGCCGGAAGAACAGGAGGAGGCUGUUAAAGCCGAGCAACCUGUCAGCAAAGACAAAAAUGCAGAGGAGAAAAAGCGGUUAUCUCUUCAGCGAGAAAAGAUUAUUGCAAGAGUGAGUAUUGAUAACAGAACCCGGGCAUUAGUCCAAGCAUUGAGAAGAACAGCUGACCCAAAGCUCUGCAUUAACAGGGUUGAAGAACUGACGUUUCAUCUCCUAGAAUUUCCUGAGGGAAAAGGAGUGGCUGUCAAGGAAAAAAUUAUUCCAUAUUUAUUACGAUUGAGACAAAUUAAGGAUGAAACUCUUCAGGCUGCAGUUAGAGAAAUUUUGGCCUUAAUUGGCUACGUGGAUCCAGUGAAAGGAAGAGGAAUCCGAAUUCUUACAAUUGAUGGUGGAGGGACAAGGGGUGUCGUUGCUCUUCAGACACUGCGAAAAUUGGUUGAACUUACUCAGAAGCCAGUUCAUCAGCUCUUUGAUUACAUUUGUGGUGUGAGCACAGGUGCUAUAUUAGCAUUCAUGUUGGGAUUGUUUCAUAUGCCCUUGGAUGAAUGUGAAGAACUGUACCGAAAAUUAGGAUCCGAUGUGUUUUCACAAAAUGUCAUUGUUGGAACAGUCAAAAUGAGUUGGAGCCAUGCAUUUUAUGACAGUCAAACCUGGGAAAAUAUUCUUAAGGAUAGAAUGGGAUCCUCACUAAUGAUUGAAACGGCAAGAAACCCUACAUGUCCUAAGGUAGCUGCAGUAAGUACCAUAGUGAACAGAGGGAUAACGCCCAAGGCUUUUGUGUUCAGAAACUAUGGUCACUUCCCUGGCAUCAACUCUCACUACCUGGGAGGCUGUCAGUACAAAAUGUGGCAGGCCAUCAGAGCCUCGUCUGCUGCGCCCGGCUACUUUGCGGAGUACGCACUGGGAAACGAUCUUCACCAAGACGGAGGCUUGCUUCUGAAUAACCCCUCAGCUCUCGCCAUGCACGAGUGUAAAUGUCUUUGGCCGGACGUGCCCUUGGAGUGCAUCGUGUCUCUGGGCACCGGGCGGUACGAGAGUGAUGUGAGAAACUCUGUGACGUACACGAGCUUGAAAACCAAGCUGUCGAAUGUUAUCAACAGUGCUACGGAUACAGAAGAAGUCCAUGUGAUGCUUGAUGGUCUGUUACCUCCUGACACCUAUUUUAGAUUUAAUCCUGUGAUGUGUGAAAACAUACCUCUAGACGAAAGCCGAAAUGAAAAGCUCAAUCAGCUGCAGCUGGAAGGGUUGAAGUACAUCGAAAGAAACGAAGAAAAAAUGAAAAAACUUGCAAAAAUACUAAGUCAAGAAAAAACAACUCUGCAGAAAAUUAACGAUUGGAUAAAACUAAAAACUGACAUGUACGAAGGCCUUCCAUUUUUUUCAAAAUUGUGA